AUGAGGCUGGUCCUCACCCUGUCCGUUGAGCAGGCGUCUCGCAAGAGCGCCAGGUCUGGCUGGUGGGACGGUCCCGUGCGGCCCUCCGCUGCAGAGCGCUGGCUUUCUAGCGAGCUCAGCGGCGACGGGUGGGCGGACGGCGCUCGCUCGGAGCACUGGGCCGGCGAGUUCGACGAGGACCCGUACGACUUCUCCGAGAGGCAGUGGCACACACGGCAAGACCUCCCGGAGAGCCCUGAGGAGAUCCUGGUGGUUAGGACAAGGGAGUGCGGCGCCUACAGCUCGCUGCUGUCCGACGCGGCCACGGCCGACAUGGUGGGCUUCGACGCCGAGUGGCUGCCGGACCAGAGCGAGGCGGACGACAACCCCAUCGCGGUGCUGCAGCUGGCGUUCCCGGUGAGCCGCAGAACCUACAUAUUGCAGCUGAACGUUCUGGAAACGGUUCCGCUUGAGGUGACACUCCUGUUCCUCAAUCCCGAGGUGGUCAAGGUUGGAUAUGCCAUCGACAAGGAUAAGCAGAAGCUGAGGCUCAGCGGUAUCAGUUCCCCGGCGGCGGCCUUGGUGGACCUCCAGCCGAUCUGCGAGCUCUGGGUGGCGAAUGCGCAGUGGGAGGUGCGUCCGCCAGGCUCGCUGGGCUUGGUGCAGGCGGCGUACAUGCUGCUGGGCGUCGACAUGAUGAAGGACAAGAGCAUCACCUGCUCCGACUGGAACAGGGACGUGCUGACGCAGGAUCAGAUCUACUACGCGGCGAUGGACGCGUGGGUCACGCUUCGCCUCUACUCCGCGGUGAACAUGCACGGCGGCUACCCGAGGUUUGGCCUGCCAGCAGGCCCGAAUGUCGUCCGACAGAACGGAGCGCCCAUCUUCGCCAGCCACCAGUGGCACCGCGACGGCCAGCAGGUCGUCCGGCGGCUGCCAGUGGCCCCGGCCGCGGCGGCGCAGCCCGCCGACGCCGGCGGCGAGGCCUCCGCUGACGCCGGCGCCGGGCCGAAGCCCAGCGCCGCCGAGGCGGCCCCGCCCAAGGGCAGCGGCGAGGGCCCGAGGGCGGGGGCGCCGCCGAGGGCCGCGGGCGGGCCGCCGGGGCCCGCCGCAGCGCCCGCGGAGAGCGAGGACCUGCUGCUCUUCAUGCCAGAGCCGGUCAUGCAGAUCUCCGGCGAUGAGAAAACGAACUUCGACAAGCAGUGCGCUCAAGAUUCCUCCACUUCGAAGCUGCCGCAAGUAUUUGCCACCGUGUGCAUGGAGGUGCUGGCGUCGCCAGCAAAGUUGUUGCCGACACUUCGCGCAGUGCAGGGUGAUGAUAUGCGCCGCGGGCCCGUUCUUAAGAAGCCCAAGUCGAGCAAGGCCGUCGACGACGACGUCGACGAGCUGUCGGCCGACAUGGAGAAACUCAUCCAGUUGCCCAAAUACUGGGUGUGGGAAGUGGUCCAUGCGAAAGAUCCGAGCUAUUUCAGCAGCACCGCAAUCAAGAUCACCGGUAAGAAGCACAGGGACAACUUCAGGAGGCCCCUCGAGCGUCUUAUUGGAUUGAGGUCUACAUACAAAACCUUCGAGGAUAUGAAAAACAAGAAGCUCACCGUCCGCGUCGUUGCAGUCCUGUACGUUGCGUUUGGUUCUCGCUGGCCGUCGUUUCGGGUUCUAUUUCCUAACCCUGCCGAUUUGACUUGGAAGUUUCUCGGGGUGUACAGGUGCGGCGAGCCAGGCGAGACAGGCAAGAUUUCGGACUUGAUUCGUAUUUCUGGUGCUCGUGCGACGGUGCCGAAGAACACGACGGUCAACUCAGAAUGGUAUUUCACGAACAACUGGAGCGACAGGCUUGCGCAGGGGACCGACGGGGAUUCUGUCUUCACUUGUUUCACCCGAUUCAGUGGCGAGGCUGACCAGCCGUGGUAUCAGUUCGCCGAAAGCCCAUCGAGCCAGUUGAAGCAGAAGCACUACGUCCAGAAGGUUGGCACUGAUCUCGACGAGGAGUUUGCGAAGACCUUGUCCACCGACGUGAAGAUUUCAGGUACUAUCAAGGAGGUACAGAAGGAUUCGAGGCGCAGGCGCGGGAAGAGCCCCCCUGAGUACGCCAUGCCUGCUAGUCCUGAGGUCAGCGGGCAAGCUGGCUACCUCGCUCGCAGCGAGGGCGCGGGCGCUGCAGCGGGCGACGGUGACGUCGGCGACGGUCAGUCAGUGCCCCAGGCCGCCAUUGCAGUCGGCGUGGCUGGCGGUGCACACGGCCUGCAGGUGGCGCACAACGGCAUCGUCGAGCAUUGGAUCGACCCUUGCAAGAAGCAUCACUAUUUGAAGAGUCAGCUGACCCACGAGACCGCGAAGAUACUGGCCCCACCAGCGGGCGCGGAUUAUUGGGUCAUUGAUUUGAAGGACAACUACGCCUGCAUCGAUAGCCCAGACGAGUCGCACUGGACGUUCGUCAUGUCCACGGACAGCGACUCCCCAGAGUGGAUCGAGGACUUCUUAGGCAUGCGCAGGGUCGACGAGUUCGCUUUCGCAUACCCCGCUGGGACGCAGACCACCAGGUACAUGAUGGUCGCUGUGUGGGAGAAUGCUCAGUAUGAUUCGUCGGUGGGGAUUUCCCUUUGGAGCGUGUUCGACAUGCUUUGUCUCCAUUUCAACGUGAGCGGGGGCUCUUGCUUCGCGAACCGUCGGGACGCAUGGGAGCGGUGCUUGCGCGCGUGGCAGCUUCGUCACCACCUUCGCCAGAGCCGCCCGUUCGCGAACAAGAGAGCGGCACUGUCGAGUGAGGAGCUCGCGAUGCGCAUCCUGAAGUUCCCGUCGGUCAGCGUGGUCGGCAUGAUGAGCUUGCUGAUUCAGUGGGGGUCGGAGAAUCAAAGUUCGCGCUUCAAGUCCGACGUGGAUCGCGCUUCGGCUAACGAUUUGUUUGACAGCUUCGCUUACAUGAUCCAGAACGGCAGCAUCAGGGUCAACGUCGGCGGCUUCGCUUGGAGGUGUGGCCCCGACAUCGCAGGCGUGCGGCCCAUGGUCGUGCUCAUCAAGGCUGGAAGGUUUGAACGAAAGUCUUUCAACGCCGCUGUCGAGUCUUACUUCAACGAGUACGGUACGCCAGACUUCAAGCCGUCUGACGUCAUUCAGAAGAUCCUCACUGGCAACAGGGACGCCAAGCUCGCAAUGCAGCUCGUCUGGGGCCUAGGCAACCUCGUCGACGCGAAGAUCGCCAAGGCCAAGGGCAAGGAUGUCGAGCUGGCCCCCGACUUCAGGUACGAUUUCUCGGACGAUCUUGACGCUCGGCCCGACUCCAGCGUAGACGUUGCGGUAUCUGGCAACCACGGCGCUGCGCAGGUGAUCAGGCGGUACCUCAAGGUGAGCCAAAUCUACAGUGGCAGGCAGAUGUACGACAGCGAGAGCACGGCAUUGGCGGCACAGACGUACGAGAAUACCCACAUCGAGCGGGCCAGGGAGCUUCUGGGCAUCAAGUGCAGGUUGGACUCCUUCAUGGCUGGGAAAGCUCUUCACAACAUGCGCCUCGUGAGCGUCGGCGAGGGCCUUGGGGCAGUCCAGAUCACAUUAGAACAGUACCACCAGAUGAAGGACUGCUACGAUUGGAAGUGCGAUCACUUGUGCUCCGACCAGGGCCCCGACAUGAAGUGCCUGAAGCGGUUGGCGAGGAACGCAAUCUAUGGCCCCUUCGACGAGGGCAGGAGGUUCAAGGAGUUAAAGGACAUCGCGAAGGAGGUAAAGACGUUCGUCAGCCCUCUCAAGUGCCCGAAAUUUUGCGAGGCGUUGCCCGCCAUCCUCGAGGAGAUGGGAGAGCCCGCGCGCAUUAUGGAGAUUGGCAUCGAGGAGGAGGUGUGGAAUGGCAUGGCCGAAGUCGGCUUCGGCGAGGUGACUGGCAGGAAGGACAACCCCGCCAGGUGGCUUGGCGACCAUUAUGCUUCUCGCAUCGACCGCGAUCAGUUCACGAUGCGCGCCGUCUGCUUCUCUCACGCGGCCAUGGUGCGCGAGCAGCCGAGCACGAAGAAGCUCGGAGUCAAGAUGAAGGAGCUGCACAGCGAACCGAACCAGCACGGGGGCAACGACCAGGCCGUGAGCAUGAAGUCGGUGGCCGCCGAGCUGAAGCGCGCGAGGAUGGCCACGCAGGACCAAGUGGAGGUUGCGAUCGUCUACUACAACAACAAGCAGAACAAGAACAUCGACAGGGCGACAUUCGCCAUCCGCGAGCCGUGGGCUCAAUGGCAUAGCCACAACAACUGGCACCUCAGGGAUCUCACGAACGUCACGGACUGGGAGGGGAUGAUGGCUUACCUCGGCUUCGCUGUGGAUCACAGCCAUGUCAACGUGAACGAAGUGUCCGCGUCCCGCCCGCUUCUGAAGAUCGAGGGUGACAUGGCCGAGUUGAUCGGCACUUACUCCCUCGUCCUGAACGCUUGUCGCUUCAAGAGGCUCUUCAAGUUGAUGAGGGGCUGGCCCAAGCACAUGGUGGCGGCCCUCGGUGACCUCGCUUCCCAGGACAGGGUCUUCGCCCUCUUCAAGCAAGACUACGAGAACUGGAAGGCCCUCGGCGACGACACGGUUGGCUUCGGGGCUCUGUCGGGGGUUAAGAUCGCGAAGGAUGUCGUCUCGAAAGUUCACCGCCACAAGGACACCAACUGGAAGUACGAGCCGCUCGUCAGAACCCCCAGGAUCCCAAAAGAGGUGCAUCAGAACACUCCCGACGACGUGAAGGCGAUCGGCCUCCAGAACAUCAUUGACCCCAACCAGUCUCCGAAGUGGUCCAACCAGAGCGUUGCCAACGACUCCAAGCCGACUUUCGAGAUGGACAUGCUGGAGUUCUGCAGGGCCAACGGCGUCAACAUCUCCACCGCAGAGAAGCACUGGUACUGCGCCUUGGCGAAGCAGGGCAAGGUCGCCAUCAAAAUGAAGGGGUCCCCCGACUCGGACUACGGCAUCGCCAUGGGUGACAUGUGCGGCAUCGGCGUAUUGACUGCCAAGCUCAAGCCUUUCAAAUACAGGUCUGGGCGCGACUUCUACAUGAUCGACUUCGACGCUGCGGCCCCGCUCAAGAUGGCUUACGUAUUUGAUCCAUCGGAGUGGGAUGCCCUCACUUUGUCUUGGACUUCACCGCUGAUGCAGUUUGUCGCGGAGGGGGGGGGGGGGCGCAGCUUGCCAGGUGGCAUCGAAAAGUGCUGCAUGAGACUCGAACCAACUGGGCCUGCUGACAUUAUGUUGCGAGUGGCUUCCAAGAACGCCUUUUGGGAUCUGGGAUUGUCAGUGUUGAAGACAGUCCACAAAGACCUUUGCGUCGACCCCCCUGGCGGCCUCGACCUUUUCGGGACCUUGCAGGCGCCGGUGACGCACGUUUUGAAGCCGACAGAUCUGGACCUGUGCGAAAUCUUGCGGAAGCGUUGCUUCGUGAAGUUCGUCGGUGAGGGCGGCUUGGUGGACAUCCAGGGGGCGAUCGAUUGCAUGGCGAAGGAAGAGCAGGAGAUGACGAGAGAGACGCUGUCUGAGAAGGACGCCCAGAAACAUAUCAGGAAGGAAUCUACCGCGAAGUCCAACGUCUACCGCAAGGAGGCGAAGGCGGUGCGCACUGCCGAGGCUGCCGAUCAGAACCGCACCAAGCAGGAGCUGAAGAAGUGGAAGGGGCCAGUCGAGCCGCCCAAGGACGGGGUCGUGCACUCCGAGGCGAAGAAGUUCCCCCCACCUGGGGCGAGCCUGCGGAGGGGUCUCACAGGCACGGGCGCGCGGCACGUCCACAUUUUCCCGCGCUGCAAGUCCAAGACGUGGAUCGAGGCUGGCAGCUACGACAACACGCUCAGGUUCGGCCUGGCCUUCGCCUGGAAGAAGUACCUCAAGAGCAAAGACCUCGACGACUCGCACUGCCCGACCAAUGGCCUGCUGAAGCACUGCGCGGGCGAGGAGGAGCAAGCCACCGCAGCCGCGAGCUCGUCGAGGGGAUGA
Molecule: messenger RNA, 5919 nt
Organism: Prorocentrum cordatum
Lineage: Eukaryota; Dinophyceae; Prorocentrales; Prorocentraceae
Source: the annotation of a GenBank genome assembly